Messenger RNA from Cucurbitaria berberidis CBS 394.84, 753 nucleotides. RefSeq names its product 60S ribosomal protein L7. Lineage: Eukaryota; Fungi; Ascomycota; Dothideomycetes; Pleosporales; Cucurbitariaceae. The record is from RefSeq and is a predicted model, not a curated record. Gene Ontology annotation, biological process: maturation of LSU-rRNA from tricistronic rRNA transcript (SSU-rRNA, 5.8S rRNA, LSU-rRNA). Gene Ontology annotation, molecular function: structural constituent of ribosome; RNA binding. The transcript has 4 exons. The coding region runs from base 1 to 753 and encodes 250 amino acids. Gene Ontology annotation, cellular component: cytosolic large ribosomal subunit.
AUGGCGUCCAAGUCAAGUGUCCCGACGCAAAAUGACAUUCUCGUCCCCGAGACACUCCUAAAGAAGCGGAAGUCUCAAGAGAAGGCCCGCGAGGAGCGCGCGCUUGCGACGAAGGAAAAGCGAGACAAGAACAAGAAGAAGCGGGACGUCAUCUUCACAAGGGCUGAAAAGUAUGUGAAGGAAUACCGCGAUGCGGACAAGGAGAGGAUACGGCUGUCUCGCGAGGCCAAGAAGGUUGAUAGCCUUUAUGUGCCUGAGGAGCCCAAGCUCGUCUUCGUCGUUCGCAUCAAGGGUAUCAACAAGAUCGACCCCAAGAAGCGCAAGACGCUGCAGCUUCUGCGCCUUCUUCAGAUCAACAAUGGUGUUUUCAUCAGGCUCACCAAGGCUACGUUGGAGAUGUUGAAGAUUGUCGAGCCCUUUGUCGCCUAUGGCUACCCGAACCAGAAGUCGGUUCGCGAACUCGUCUACAAGCGUGGUUAUGGCAAGGUUGAUAAGCAGCGUAUACCGUUGACGGACAACGAGCUGAUCGAGGAGAACAUGGGCAAGUACGGCAUGAUUUGUAUGGAGGACUUGAUCCACGAAAUCUACACGGUCGGCCCCAACUUCAAGCAGGCGUCCAACUUCCUAUGGCCGUUCAAGCUGAACAGCCCGACGGGCGGCUUCCGUAAAAGGAAGUUUAAGCACUUCAUCGAGGGCGGUGAUUUGGGUAACCGGGAAGACAAGAUCAACGAGUUGAUCAGGCAGAUGAAUUAA